AUACUACAUACUCCUUUGUCAUUUCAAUUGUAAAUGAAGAAAGUAGUGACAUCGUUUAUCUUCCUACUCAACCAUACUCAAUUACAAUUAAAGUGCCAGAACCUAUAAACCAUACAAGUAUUGCAGUAUCAUUGAUUGACCAAGGAGUUGCUCAUGUAGAAUGGGGAAUGACAUUGCUACAAAACAGCACUGUAAUCAGAUAUUCUGCUUCUUGUCAAUUGAAGGAGUGUUCUAGUGGAGUUAUUGUUAAUAAUAUCAGCAAUUCUUCUCUUAUCAGUAGUCUCAUUGAUGGAUUGAACUAUACACUAUCUUUCACAUCUGUCAAUGUGCUUGGAAAUAGUACAGAAACCGAAUUUUCUAUUAUUCAAAACCGUACAGCUCCAAGUAUUCCAGUGGUAAUGACCAUUGAUGGUGAGUCAGUUAAUUCUUCAUCAUUUACUAUUACAUGGGAGACUGUCAGUUGUUGCAAUGCAAGUGGAGAGACUCCUUCCUAUCAUAUAAUACUAAAUAGUGAUGAUGAUGAUGAUGAUGAUGAUACUGCUCUGUAUAAUGUUACUGUUCUGUAUAAUGUUACUGUCAGUCCUGAUACUACUUGGUAUACUUUCACUGGUCUGAAGCCUCAAGUCAUUUACAGUGUUACAAUAAGAGCUCUGAAUUCUUUUGGUAGUGGGCCAGGAACAGUGCAUACAACUACUAUACCAAUGGUUCCUAAUACUGAUAUACCAAUGGUUUCUACUACUGAUAUACCAAUGGUUGCUACUACUGAUGAACCUACUGGAUUUACUGAAGAACCAACAGAUUCAACUGAAUCAUCAACACUAUCAACAAUGGCAAUAGUAUUAAUAGUAGCAUCUUGCAGUGCUUUAUUUAUAAUAAUAAUCACUCCUUGUAUAUGCAUGGUCACUGUUCUUACUUGUAUGCCAAGAAAAAGAAAGUCCACUUGUUCCACUGGUCAUGAAGAAAUUUCAAUGAACUUAUUACAUGUGACAUCACCAAUUUAUUCCCCUUCCAAAUCUGAAAAAAGUCAAGCUCCAUAUGUCAUUGAAUUCCCAGCAAACACAAAAGCAGUAGAAGGAGAAACAGUUCACUUGCUUGUUCAAGUAUCAGGACAACCUGAACCUACUUACACGUGGACACACCAAGGGGAACCUCUCCAAUCCUCUUCUGAUGAUAAAGUUCAAAUAUUCUCCGAUGGAACUUUGGUGAUAAGAGACAUUGAGCAGGAGAAUGCUGGCCAGUAUAAUUUUAGUGCUAGAAAUAUUGGCGGAGUUCUUAAUCGUGUGGUCAUACUUACUGUACUCCCUGGGAUUGAUGAUGAAGAGCAACUAAUUCAAGAAGCCAAAUCUCUCAUCAUUGAUCACAAGCCAAUCCCUGCUGAUACAUUGGAGAAAUAUGUCGAGAUGCAGCAUUUAUCUGAUAACAAGCCUUUCAAUGUUCUAUUUUCAUCUCUAAUAAGAGAUACUGAUCAUUCAUUGUCCGUAGCUAAUGCAAACAGAUCAAAGAAUCGCUAUAAAAACAUUAUUCCUUAUGAUGAUAAUAUGAUUGCACUACAGCCAAUAGAAGGAUGGGAUGAGUUCCAAGGCCAAUACAUUAAUGCUUCCUACAUCAACGGAUAUAAUUUCAAAAACAAGUUUAUAGCUACUCAAGGUCCCCUUUCAAGCACAACUGGAGAUUUAUGGAGAAUGAUGUGGCAGGAGAGAUCCCAUGUGAUUGUCAUGCUCACUAAUGUAAUUGAAGGGAACCGUGUCAAAUCUGAAGAAUAUUGGCCUCCUUCACCAGAUAAUGAGCUUCAAUUUGGUCCUUUUGUUAUAAAAGUUGCUUCAGAAGAAGAAGCAUAUGCUAACUUUGUCAUCAGAAGUUUUGAAAUAUUAUUAACUGAUGGAACUCAGGCAAAGCAUUAUGUGAAGCAUUUUCAAUUCACUGCAUGGCCUGAUCAUGGAGUCCCUGAUCAUGGGAGCCCACUUGUUAUAUUUAUGCAGAAAGUAAUGCAUUAUCAUGCAAAACUUGGAGGGCCCAUAGUAACUCACUGCAGUGCUGGUGUGGGUAGGACUGGUACAUUCAUUGCUCUUGAUAUUGGACUUGAGCAGAUGAAAUCAGAGAAUCAAAUUGACUUCAUUCAAAUCAUCAACCAAAUGAGGGAUCAACGCAUGCAUAUGGUUCAAACUAUUAAUCAAUUCAUUUUUCUGCAUGAUACACUUUUGGAGCAAGUUUUAUGUGGAAAUACACUAAUUCCUGUUGCUCAAUUCUCUGAAAUAAUUGGAAAUUUUGAUUACACCGACACCAAAACAAAAAAGACAAUUUAUGAAACUCAAUAUCAACUGAUAAAGAGACUCACUCCAAAAACUACUGCUUACAAAUGUGAGAUUGGUAGAGAUUUUAUAGAAAAAAAUCGACCUGAAGUCCCUCUCCCAAUUGACACAAGAAGAGUGGUAUUGCAACAGAGUGACAAUGAUUACAUUAAUGCCUCAUAUGUAGAUGGCUAUCAAAAGAAGAAAGAGUUCAUUAUUGCUCAAAGUCCUUUAGAGCAAACAACUCUUGACUUCUGGAAGAUGAUAAUCCAGCAUAAGACUUCUACCAUUUUGAUGCUCUGUAAUUUGUCUGAAGACUCAAAGAUGGUUUGUCAUCAGUAUUGGCCUAAUGGUCCAACUGCUGCUGUAUUCAACUAUAUCAGUGUUAAAUUAAUCAAUGAGGUACAAGAGUCUGGCUCAAUUAUCAGAAGAACUUUUGGAAUCAAAGAUAUGAAUAGUGGUUACUGCUCUACUGUUGUUCAAUUGCAACUAACAAACUGGUUACCUGAUGGUCAGUGUGCUAAUUACAGCACUAUUGGAGACCUCUAUGCACUAGUGACUGAUAACCAGAGGAGGAGUGGAUCAAACAGACCCAUUGUUGUUCACUGCAGUGAUUCUAUCACUCGUUCUGCAAUGUACUGUGUAACUCACAAUGCUAUUGAACAAGCAAAAUUGGAGCAAGGCUCUGACUUAUUUCAAAUUGUUAAGACGCUGAGAAUGCAAAGGCCUGGAGGCAUACCUUCUCAGAAAUGCUAUGAAACUGUUCACGAGCUUGUUAGCUUCUUUUUGAGCAACUUUGCUAUGUACAGCCAGUUUCAAUAAUAAAUUUUUAAUAACC
Molecule: messenger RNA, 3126 nt
Organism: Amphimedon queenslandica
Lineage: Eukaryota; Metazoa; Porifera; Demospongiae; Haplosclerida; Niphatidae
Product: receptor-type tyrosine-protein phosphatase S-like
Exons: 19
Coding region: 168-3110 (980 amino acids)
Biological process (GO): protein dephosphorylation
Molecular function (GO): protein tyrosine phosphatase activity; protein binding
Source: RefSeq, a predicted model, not a curated record